Molecule: messenger RNA, 752 nt
Organism: Cajanus cajan (pigeon pea)
Lineage: Eukaryota; Viridiplantae; Streptophyta; Magnoliopsida; Fabales; Fabaceae
Product: zinc finger/BTB domain protein
Cellular component (GO): chloroplast envelope
Source: RefSeq, a predicted model, not a curated record
AAAUAGCGAGGUCCAAUAUAAAGUUGGGCUUUGUGCGGGGAAAAAAAGAAGGAAAAGGAUUAGGAAGCAGAAGAGAAACGAUAAGGUUAUAACUUAUAUUUGAAGUGAUGGUUGGUUGAAUUAGGAAGCAUGGCGAAGAAGGGGAAGAAGCAAUUGAUGUCAUCGGCGCCGUGGAGGGGCGACGACGCCGGCGAAGAGUUCAAAGAUGCGAAGCUGAAAGUGACGAGCCAGGCUGACGGCACUUCAACCAUGCACGUUCCUCGCUCCAAGUCCCAUCAUCAUCACCAUCACGAAGACGAUUCCAUCCAGAUUGAUCCUGAGCUACGCUACAGCUUCCAGCGCAAUUUCCAGUUUCUUCAACGUGUUUUUAGCAUUGACACUGUGGUCAAACCUCUUCCUCCUGUCAUGGCAUACAAUGUCUCUCGCAACUUGAACUUCUUCACGCGCAUUUUCACACAAUUCUUUGAUCCCGAAGGUAUUGCAAAUGCCCAGAAAUCCUUGGGCAUUGGACAGGAAGAUAAAGUUCGCAAAGUUCGUUGAAGACACAAAAGGAAUGGGAAUUGAAAAGGGAAAGAACUUGGUAGAGGAAUAGACUUGUCAUUUAUGAUUAACCUUUUCCUGUUUGAUCACUCGUGAUAUCAUUUACCUUGUUUGUUAUCCAUUUCAAUUAUAUAUGAGAUUACAAAUUGAGCAGCAUGCGUGACAAUUUGAUUAUUUCAUUAUCUUAACCAAAGCAAGACCCUAGAGGGAGU